Molecule: messenger RNA, 5514 nt
Organism: Phlebotomus papatasi
Lineage: Eukaryota; Metazoa; Arthropoda; Insecta; Diptera; Psychodidae
Product: carbohydrate sulfotransferase 5
Exons: 4
Coding region: 373-1623 (416 amino acids)
Biological process (GO): sulfur compound metabolic process; N-acetylglucosamine metabolic process
Molecular function (GO): N-acetylglucosamine 6-O-sulfotransferase activity
Source: RefSeq, a predicted model, not a curated record
CUCUCACUUCCACGGAAAAUGUCACCACGAGCACAAGUGUUUUGUGUUUUCUUAGGCAAAUAAUCCAUAAAUUUCCACAGAAAAAUGAUUUAAAAGUGCGUAGGGGACAAUCUCAUGGAUUCAGUGUAGCAUACCGCUGUGUAGUGAGGAAAAGUGCUAGUGAAUUUCUGGUGAAUGUGGGUGAAAAAGAAAACAAAAAGGGCGGAGUACCAGGAACCAGGAAAAGCAGUAUUUACGGAUAUAAAUACUCAGUAAACAGCAUGAAAAAGUCAUUAAAUUAAGUAUUGAGAUGUACUAAAUAGUUAAUAGAGGACAACAAAUGCCUGCAAGGUGAUAGAGUUGAAUUUCAGUGAAUGUGGACGUGUGCGCAAAAUGUCACGGCGAGUGAAUUUGCUCGGUCUGGUCACGAUCAGUGGCAUCUGCAUCUUCUUGCUGCUGUUUGCCAGUCAACGAAAUACCAGUUACCCCGUGGACUUUUACCGGCCGCGUCAGCUCUCCCAUCAUCACCGGGAGGGUUCGUCGUUGGGUGGAGGAGAUCACAUGGGAGCCUCUGGGGGUAUUUCUACCACACAAAAUGCCAGUAUUCGCAUUCAGGAUGUCAUUGUAAAUCAACGAGAACGAAUUCUCGAUGAGAUGAUGCUCUUUGACUAUCCAUCUGGUCGAUUUGGUCAGUCAGCCAGUCAAUUGUCCGAUCUGACGCCAGAAACGGGAGGUGAACCCAUUCGAAGUGUGGUAAUCACGACCUGGAGAUCAGGAUCGACCUUCCUGGGAGCCAUUCUCAAUGCCAUGCCGGGAAAUUACUAUCACUAUGAGCCUCUGCUCAAUUUUGACAUAAUCCAGAUACGCGGGGAGCCAUUAGCAUCGCAAGCUGUGGCCAAUCUCAAGCAAUUGCUCCACUGCAAUUACAGUGGAGAUGGCAUGAGGGAUUAUCUGGAGUACGGGCAGUCUCAUUCGUAUUUAUUUAAGCAUAAUACGCGCCUCUGGCGACUAUGUCUGCUGUAUCCCAACUUCUGCUGGCGACCGGAUUUCCUCACGCCUCUCUGUCGACUCUUUCCGCUGCAGAGCAUGAAAGUCGUCCGGCUGCGUCUCGCCAUUGCUGGCCAAUUGCUCGAAGACCCCAGAUUAAAUGUCCGGAUCGUUUUGUUAAUUCGCGAUCCACGCGGAACGCUACAAUCGCGGAAGCACCGCGAAUGGUGUCCCGGUAGACCAGACUGUGAUCAUCCGCCUACAAUGUGUCGUGACAUGGUGGCGGACUUCUAUGCGGCUCAGCUGCUGCUCAAGAAGCAUCCCGGCCGUUUCCGUGUGGUGCGAUAUGAAGAUCUCUCGCUCAGUCCACAAGAGAUUACCAAGGAACUACUGGAUUUCUAUGGUUUGCCCAUGGAUCCAGAAGUUGAGGAAUUUCUGGAAUCACACACCAAGUUGGACAUUGGUGGUGUAAGUUCCACUUAUCGUGACUCAAAGUCAGCACCUUUCCACUGGAUUAAGGAUUUAGCCUUUGAAGAGAUUGAUACGAUCCAGAACGGAUGUACAAAAGCAAUGGAAUUGUGGGGCUACAAAAAAGCCACAAAUUUAACGAUUCUGAGCAACAAAUUUGAUCCUAUUCUUCCAUAUUCUCUCACAUGAAUCGCAAUUAUUGAGGUAAUGAAAAAUUCUUCAAACAAAUGAAAUAUUCCAGCAAUGUUUGUCAAAGUAGAGGAGAGAAUGCAAGUCACUUUACUGCAUUACUUUUUUUUUUAAAUUAGUUUGUAAUGUUUUUAGAGACGUUCUCUGCAUUUUUCACUGCGCGAUUCAUGUUAUUAUUGAGUCCGAUGGAGUGUGAGUGAAAAUGAGUCAAGCUAACCAAUUGAAAAAUAGUGAAUUUAUCUAGUUUCUUUUAAUAAAAUUUCUAUUUUGAAAUUUGGGUAUUUGGAAAAGGUUUGUUAAAUAUUUUAUUUUUGCACUUAUUAUUAUGUUAAGAAAAAGCAUUUUUUUUUUCAAAAUGAAAGCGUUCUAGCUUCUAACUGCAUUUUCUUUGUGUCUGGCAUCGUUAGUAAGUUAAUGUUGAUACAAAGCAAAUGCACUUAGAACAGUUUCAUUUUUAGAAGACGAUUUGGAGAUAUUUUAUGAAACGUUAGUAAAAAUUAUUAAAAUAUAAUCUAGAAAAUAUUUUUUUUAAAACGCGUAUUUGGAAAUAUUUGUGUGGAUUAUGAAUUAUUUGACUUUCUAAGUAAGCUAAUAUCAUAAAAAAAUUUAAGUCACGCCCCUUUCUACACUGAGAAAAAAAGAGGGUGCGAUUAACUUUUUUUCUUCAUAACUUUAACACUUUUUAGGUGUAAAAAUAUAUCAACAUUUUUUAAUGUUAAUUUUAAACUUUUUUAAGGGUAAAAUUAACAUGAAAGAAUGGUAAAUUUAACCCCCAAUACACCUAAUAAGGGUAAUAUUUACACCGAUUUUGGAUCAAUACUGCAGGGUAAAAUUAACAUUUCCGGAAUGUUAUUUUAACUUUUUCGGAUUUCUCUCAGUGUAGACAUUCACAUCUUUGCACGGGGCGGGACUCGAACUUACAACUGUGAAAGUCAAGUCAGACAUCUCAUUCGCCCAAAAGCCAACGGCCUUGCCUAUUGCGCCACUGAGAUCCCCGUUUGGUAAUCUGUAUCGUCAUUUUCAGCGACCUAUGAUUGCCUAAAGAAUUUAGAUUUAAAUUUGUGACAUCCCGAAAAGGCUAACUGCGAUCUUAUGUUUUAUAAUUCUGUCUCGUUUCUGUUUCGUUUUUAGCAUUAGAGAGUCUAGGCAUAGUUCGUACGCAGGCUACUUUCAAACGAUGCAAAGUUUCUUUUGUAAAGAGCUGGUUCGUAAUUUCGUAAUUUUAAGAAUAUAGGGUAAGUGUGCCAAAUUCCGGUCGGCUUGCAAUUUCGGCCAACUUUUUCGUUCCUCGAAUUUCCAUGAACUUUUAGAUUUUACGUACUAUAGAGAUUAUACAUGCAAAAGAAUAACAAAAAAUGUAGCUUCGACAAGCAAGAUGACAUGAAAAAGAUAUUGGAAGAAUUCCCGAAGGGCAAGGAACUAUGAGAAUGAAGGUGGCCGAAAUAGGGUACCAAAGCUAUGUCUAUAUUUUUAUUCAUUUUAAAAUGUAUUAAGAAUGAUUUUAGAGUAAAUAAAGACGGUAAACUCUUUACAAUGUUUUCAAGUAACACUCUUUCAGAAAAAAGAUUUAAAAAAAUAAAUUUGAAUUUAAAAUAUUACAUUUCAAACUUGAGACUUUGACGCUUGCAUGCAACUAUGCCGAAAUUUGGCACACUUACCCUACAUCUCACAGCUCCUAAGGUUUUAUGAUUUUCUAUGGCUAAGGGCCUUGACAGACCUAAGGAUUAGCCGAGAGACGGCUUAGCGUAAUUAUAUUUGAAAUAAGGGUUAGAGUUCAUUUCCAUCAUUUUCCAUUAAGUCGUCUCUCGGCUUAAGUCGUAAGUGUGUCUAGGUCAUAAGGACUGAUGAAACAGCUCUUUACAAAGAGAAAAUUCGCAUUUGUUUGAAGGUUCACUGUGUACAAAUCAUGUCUACGUUUCUCUGUACGAUAUGUAAUUCAGUAGUUUCUUCCGGUUACUUGAUGAGAUCGGUUGGCAAGCGCAACGAAACCAAGAACUGAGUUGAAUUGUGUUUGGGACCAAGUCCCCUGGGUCAAUCAAAUUCAAGAGUUAGUGAACUGUAUUUAUUUUUAUCAAUGGAUUUUACGCGUGGCGGACUGCAAGGACUUGAUUAAGUAUGGCGGUGACUGAUUUGCUAAUUAUUUCAAAAAAUAGUGUGAUCAUGUGUGUGUUGAUGGUCCCUAAAAUAUAGGCUACAUUUUAAUGCAUUUCCUUAAACAAGAUAAUUCAAUUCGUUUGCUUCCAUCAACCUCAAGCUAUUUCACGAGUUUACAACCUGUAAUUUCAUAAUUUUCAAACUAUCGCCAUAUUGAGUUUCACUAAUUUUUUUCUUUCAACCUACCAAGUUAUAAAACUCUUUAUCCUGACUCAGGACUUAGCUUGAUCGUCUCCCAAGAAGUUCAGUCAAAUCUAUACAAUAAAUACUACUAAAUUACAUAGGUAUUUAACAUGAGAAAUUAUCCUAAUUUACGCAAAUUUCUUUCCCAAAAGAAUUACACAACUGCACGUCAUGCCACGCUUUUUACAAAAAGACUGACAAAUGUGCCGGAAGGGCUUACAUAAUAAAUUUUCAAAUAAUUCCGCCAGUUGGCGUUCGCGUUUUCAACAAAUUGAUUUUAUCCCAAUUUUUCUUUUUAUCCAAAUUAUUUUCCUACUCUGAUUCAUUUUUAUUUCGAACAUAAAUAUUUUUAUUCGUCAGUUUCAGAGAUGUAUUCUAAAAUUGUUUAUGGCCGGAGCUUAUUUAGAAAGUCAAAUACUACUUCCCUGAAAAAUUGAAUUUUAGAUAAAUAAAGUUUUGCUGCUACGUUGUAUCCAUUUACAAUGUCACGCUUGGAAACUCCUCAAAACAUACGUAAAUUCUUGAAUAAAUGGCAACGAAUAUUUUAUUGAACAAUUAAAAAACUAAAAAAAUCCUUUAAUGGAAAAUUCAUCACUUGAGAUUAAUCGAUUAAUCAAAAUAAAAUAAAUCUAGGAAGUACCAUCAGCGCACAAUCGGGGAAUACGCGAACUUUACUUAGAAUGAUCAAUUUUCGAAUUAUGACAGAACUUCGAAUUUUUUGAAGAUUUGAAUGCUGAGAGAGUACUCUGCGUAAAUAAAUGAGAUUAAAUUAAAUUGAAAUUAUUUUAUAUUUUUUUCUUUUGCGGUCAAAAGAUAAUUAGGUUUAUUUUUAGUUUUAAUAAGUAGGAUCUUGCACCAAUUUAUAGAAUACUUGACAAACCUUGAACAAAUAACCCAUUCAGAUUUAGAAGAUAAAUAUCUCAAAAGAAAAGAGAGAAAAUAUAUCUGUCAACAAAAUGUCAAUUAGUUGUACUGAUUAAUUUUCCUUCGGAAAAUCAUCACUGAAUGCGCUGUGUUUUGUAUUACUACAGAUUAAUUUCUACUGUUUACCUUCAAUUUAUUUAAUAUUUUGAAUUAAGUUAUUUGUAAUAAGAAAAUGUCUAAUUUAUUUAUUAUUAAGAUUUUCAUUUUAAAUGAGAAAAAAAGAAAAUGUUGCAAUAAUUGCUUAUCGAAAAUUUCGAGGGUCUAAUUUUGAAGGAAAAAAAAAUAAAAUAGAAAAAUCGGACUAAUAGAAACCAUGAUAGUUGAUAAGGAUAAGCUUAAAAGAAAACAGUAUAAUUGUGGUGCCUUCUUGGGAUAUUUUACGGGGACUAUAAAUAUAUAUUUUUUUCCUUUGAAACUGUUCACAAUCGAAGAACCUGAAGCUAUAAAUCACAAUUUCAAUCUUCCGUUUAAUUUUGCAUCGUAGAAAUGUAAUUCAGAAAAAAAUGUAAACAUAGAGGAAAAUGUGUAUGACAAUUAUUUAUUUAGUUUUACAACUUCUCCCUAAAACCUAGUGUCUACAGAAAGUUGUUAUUUUAAUAAAUAAACCGCAAAAAGACAUGCAAAAGACAA